Messenger RNA from Pangasianodon hypophthalmus (striped catfish), 2332 nucleotides. RefSeq names its product opsin 4a (melanopsin) (gene opn4a). The transcript has 11 exons. Lineage: Eukaryota; Metazoa; Chordata; Actinopteri; Siluriformes; Pangasiidae. Gene Ontology annotation, molecular function: G protein-coupled receptor activity. Gene Ontology annotation, biological process: visual perception; G protein-coupled receptor signaling pathway. The record is from RefSeq and is a predicted model, not a curated record. The coding region runs from base 611 to 1942 and encodes 443 amino acids. Gene Ontology annotation, cellular component: membrane.
GUGAUGACGUAAUUAGCUGUCGACUCCCCCGACAGCGGCACCUUGCUCAAAACAAUAUGCGAGCAAACAAAUAAGAGCUAUAAAUGGAUAAUAAAAAGCGCAAAGGUGGCGCUGAAAAGGCUAGAAUAAAAAAAGAAAAGAAAGCUCUCGAAACUGACGCGGCCAAAUGUACGAAGCUGAGUACAUAUUUCCUUAAAACCAUUGAGACAAUACAAAUGAAGACGAUGAGUCGGACGGUAAGCUAACAGUAAGCUAACGGUAAGCUAACGGUAAGCUAGUGCAAAACAACGUUGUUUGCAAACCACCGUUCAUGUUUAUGUAGCAAACUUUUUCUUGUAGCUCUUCAGCAGCAGCAGCCUCUAGUCCAGUUUGCUGCUAACAGUGAAGAGCCAAGCUCAGUAACGUUACCAAGCACCGGUCAUGAGCCCAACACACCAGAAAGGGCAGGACAGCGUGAAACAGUGUGCAAUGAUGUGCAGGAGCAGUAGCCCACUGGGGAUUAUAGCACUCCACUCCACGAUAUACAACAGCACAGCUGUCUGAGUUAACGUGACCCUGAGCUCACGUCCCUCUGAGUCAAAGGGUGUCUUACAUAUAUGUUGAAUCAGUGAUGGUGGAGGAGGUGCUGUGCGCGCGGAACGGGAGCGCGGAGAGCGCGCAGAGGGCGCAGAGAGCUGGCAUGCUGCUGCUGCUGGAAUCCGCAACUCCCACCACCACCACCAUCACCACAGUUGCUAUGGUGCAUGAGCCCCCUCAGCUCUUCCCCACAGUAGACGUCCCUGAUCAUGCACAUUACACUAUUGGUGCUGUAAUCUUCGCCAUCGGCAUCACUGGCAUUGUGGGCAACUUUCUGGUCAUCUACGCUUUCACCAGGAGUCGUACUCUAAGGACACCUGCCAACAUGUUUAUAAUAAACCUGGCCAUCACAGACUUCUUCAUGUGUGCCACCCAGACUCCAAUAUUCUUCAUAACCAGUAUGCACAAGAAAUGGAUCUUUGGAGAGAAAGGUUGUGAGCUGUAUGCAUUCUGUGGGGCUCUGUUUGGGAUCUGCUCUAUGAUCACCCUCAUGGUCAUCGCAGUAGAUCGCUACUUUGUCAUCACGCGACCCCUGAGCUCCAUUGGCAUGCUGUCCGAGAAGAGGGCGCUACUUGUCCUGACAUGUGCUUGGGUGUAUUCUCUGGGCUGGAGCCUGCCACCCUUCUUUGGCUGGAGUGCUUAUGUUCCUGAAGGUCUGAUGACUUCUUGUACGUGGGAUUACAUGACUUUUACUCCCUCGGUUCGGGCAUACACAAUGCUGCUCUUCAUCUUUGUCUUCUUCAUACCUCUCAUCGUCAUCAUCUACUGCUACGUCUUUAUCUUCCAUGCCAUUCAUAACAGUAAUCAAGAUGUGAGGAAGAUGAACAGGUACAAUACCAGAGACAAAGUGAAGAGAUUCAACAAGAUGAAGAAAGAGUGGAAAAUGGCCAAGGUUGCCCUGAUUGUCAUCCUGUUGUACGUCAUCUCCUGGUCCCCCUAUUCAAUUGUGGCCCUUACAGCGUUUGCUGGGUAUGCAGACAUGCUGACACCAUAUAUGAACUCGGUGCCUGCUGUGAUAGCCAAAGCUUCAGCAAUCCACAAUCCCAUCAUUUACGCCAUCACUCACCCCAAAUACAGAGUGGCUAUAGCAAAGUAUAUCCCAUGUCUGCGUGUACUGCUGUGUGUUCCUCAGAGGGAGCUCCACUCUCUCCACAGCAGUUUUAUAUCUACCAGACUGUCCACUGUAACCAACCGAGCCUCAGAUGUGUCUGGGAACUUGUCCCAAAACAGUACAGGCAAAUCUUACAUCUCCUCUGCCUCUGACAGUGAAUCUGAGGGAAAUGACAGCAUGGAUGGUGCUGCGAUCCAGAUCCCCAGAAUCGUGGUCACCUCUGAGUCUGGCCUGUUUCUGACUUCUGUGAAUUGACAUAUUGUGUUAUUGUAUUCUUUGCUGUGUUGAUAAAUUACUGGUUUUUGUUGGUUCACAUAUUCAUAUUAUUAUUAUUUUAUAUAUAUAAUAAAAGUGUCAGUUUUAUAAUAAGGUGGUUAUGUCAGGCUGCUUGUACGGAAAGAUGUAACCAACAAUCUCCAACCCAAUGUCAUUUAUCUUUUAUGAUUUUAUUUUAGAAUUGUACAGUGUGGUCCUAAUUCUGCUGGAUUUCUACUACUUUUUGUGUAUCUCUAAGGGUAUGUUAAUAUGUAUGUGAAAGUAUGUAUUGAACAUCACUACAAACAAAAAUUUAUGUGACUUUAUCAAUGUUCUAUAAAUGUGGUUGUUCUUAUUUAUUUUUAUUUUUUAAAUAAAGUUAUAACUUUC